AUGGCGUCCAGCGACCCGAAUCGUUACGACGAUUCCGAGUCCGACGACGACAACUUCAACCCGGCACCGGCAGACGUCUCAGACGAGGAACCCGCCCGCGAUGAGGACGAUGAGGUGCCCGGACAGCGAUCCCGCGAUGAUGCUGCGCGAAGCAGCCCCACAGCCGACGAGGACGGCGACGACGAUGAAGACGAGGUUCGCGCCACUAACGGCAAGUCGAAGGCCUCGAACAAAGGCGAUGAUGACGAGGAUGCCGAGAAUGGCGAGGAUGAUGAUGAGGAUGGUGGAAGUCGUCGACGGAGAAACGACGAUGAUGAAGAUGACGAAGAGGAUGAGGACGACGAAGAUGAUGAUGACGAUGACGAUGUCCAAGGAGGUCAUCGUCGCAAGCGCCGGCGAGACAGGCGAAAUGCCUUCUUCGAUAUCGAAGCCGAGGUCGACGACGAGGAUGAGGGCGAGGAUGACGAGAAAGACGGCGAGGAGAUAGAGGACUUCAUCGACAACGCGCAUCCGGAUGACCUUGCUGAGACCGGUCGCAUCAAUGAUGACCGAUACCAUCGAGAGCUUGAUAGGCGCAAGGAGAUGGAGGACAGCGUCGACGCAGAACAGCUCGCGGAAAAUCUUCGACAGAGAUAUGGCAAUCGACGCCCUGCGCGCGGCUUCGGCGACUCCGCCGUCGUGCCCAAGCGGCUCCUGCUCCCCGAUGUCAUGGACCCCAGCAUCUGGGCAGUACGAUGCAAGGAAGGCAAAGAGCGGGAGGUUGUCUUUUCCAUCAUGAAGAAGAUCGAGGAGCGCAUGAACACCAAAGAUGAGCUUGCGAUUACCUCGGCAUUUGAACGUGGUGGUCCACAGUCGGUGAUGAAGGGGUACAUCUACGUUGAGGCUCAACGACAGACUGACAUCUUGCUUGCCCUCGACGGGAUGCUUAACGUGUAUCCCCGGACGAAGAUGCUGCUUGUCGACAUUAAGGACAUGCCUGAUCUUCUGCGUGUGACGAAGACGCCCAAUCUGGAACCCGGCGCAUGGGUUCGCCUAAGGCGGCCAGCCAAGCAUGCCGGCGAUCUUGCCCAAGUCCUUGAUGUCACCGAGAAUGGUCUGGAGGUACGAGUUAAGUUCAUCCCACGUCUUGAUUACGGCCUUCGUGAUGAGGCCAUUGCGAAUGCGCAGAUGACCCCGGAUGGCAAGCGAAAGCGUGCGCCUGGCAUGCCUGGACCUCGCCCCCCACAGAGGCUCUUCAGCGAGGUUGAAGCCAGGAAACGCCAUCCUCGACACAUCCAGGGCAAUCCGCAGACCAACACCUGGACUUAUAACGGGGAUGAGUUUGAGAACGGCUUCCAGGUCAAGGACAUCAAGAUUCAGCAAUUGGUCGUCAAAGACAUAAACCCUACGCUCGAGGAAGUUACGAAGUUCGCAUCGAGCUCUGAGGAUGGUGCCGAGAACCUGGACCUCAAAGCCCUCGCGGCCAGUUUGAAGGAUAGUAACCUGAAUGUCACCUAUCUACCUGGUGAUAUUAUCGAGGUUUAUGAGGGCGAACAACGAGGUGUUGUUGGAAAGGCAACCAAUGUGCAAGGCGACAUUGUUACGCUCCAAGUCACAGAGGGCGAACUUUCCGGACAAACUAUCGAAGUGCCUACAAAGGGUCUUCGGAAACGCUUCCGACCUGGUGACCACGUCAAGGUUAUUGGUGGGAGCCGGUUCCGUGACGAAGUUGGUAUGGUAGUCAAGAUUUCUGACGAUCGCGUCACUCUUCUGACAGAUCAGACGAAUACUGAGGUUACCGUUUUCAGCAAGGACUUGAGAGAGGCAGAUGAUAUUGGUGGCCAGGGCUCACUCGGCCAGUACUCUCUGCUCGACCUGGUUCAACUGGAUGUUACGACCGUUGGCUGCAUCGUUAAGGUUGAUCGCGAGUCUUUGGUAGUCUUGAACCAGCAUGGCGACACCAGGCAGAUUAUGCCAUCCCAGAUCUCCAACAAACUUGAAAAACGUAAGACAACUGUUGCUGCUGAUCGUAAUGGAUCAGAGAUCAGGUUGGACGACGUCGUCAAGGAAUAUGGGGGCCAGCAACGCCAAGGCAAAAUUAUUCACAUUCAUCGGUCAUACCUGUUCCUUCACAGCAACGAUAACCACGAGAACGCCGGAGUGUUCGUGACCCGUGCUAGCAAUGUCAGUACCAUUGCUGCGAAGGGUGGUCGCGUCAACGCUCCGUCUACCGCUGGUCCUGAUCUGAGUACGAUGAACCCUGCCCUGAAGCGCAACCCUAACGGAAACGGCAAUGCUAUGACAGCGCCUCCUCGGGUCUUUGGUCGCGAUCGGGCUCUUGGGCAGACUGUUACCGUGAGAAAAGGCGGCUAUAAAGGUCUUCUUGGUAUUGUCAAGGACACCACCGACACUCACGCUCGUGUAGAGCUACAUACCAAGGGCAAAAUCAUCACAGUACCAAAAGCCGAUUUGUCAUUCAAAGACAAGGUUACUGGCCGUGUCAUCGACAUUAACGGCAGAGGAGGCCACGGUGGCGGCCGUGGCGGUUUCGGCGGUGGAAAUCGUGGAGGAUUUGGUAAUAAUGAUCGUGAACCGAGCUGGCAAGGCGGUCGUACUCCUACUGUGACUUCAGGCUCCGAACGAACUCCGGCAUGGGGUUCUUCAAAGGGUAAGUCAAGGUAUGGCACAUCGCAUUACUUCAUGAAGCUAAUCUUGAACAGCAACUUCGCAUACUCCUGCCUGGAGCCGUAA
Messenger RNA from Phaeoacremonium minimum UCRPA7, 2730 nucleotides. Its product is annotated as putative transcription initiation protein spt5 protein. Bases 1 to 2730 code for a protein of 909 amino acids. The transcript is spliced from 2 exons. Gene Ontology annotation, cellular component: DSIF complex. Gene Ontology annotation, biological process: regulation of transcription by RNA polymerase II; transcription elongation by RNA polymerase II; regulation of DNA-templated transcription elongation. Gene Ontology annotation, molecular function: mRNA binding. The record is from RefSeq and is a predicted model, not a curated record. NCBI's taxonomy places the organism in Eukaryota, Fungi, Ascomycota, Sordariomycetes, Togniniales, Togniniaceae.